This is a messenger RNA of Gorilla gorilla gorilla (western lowland gorilla), 2736 nucleotides long. It is a transcript of the gene ARFGAP3, whose product is annotated as ARF GTPase activating protein 3. Gene Ontology annotation, biological process: COPI coating of Golgi vesicle. The transcript is spliced from 16 exons. Lineage: Eukaryota; Metazoa; Chordata; Mammalia; Primates; Hominidae. Bases 133 to 1683 code for a protein of 516 amino acids. Gene Ontology annotation, molecular function: GTPase activator activity. The record is from RefSeq and is a predicted model, not a curated record.
GAUUGGGGCGGAGCCUGACCGUCACGCGCAGCCCCGCCCCCACGGCCUCGUCGCUCCUGCUGAGGCGGUAGCCGCUCCUCGUCGGUUCUUACCGGUUGGCUGGGCCAGCUGCGCCGCGGCUCACAGCUGACGAUGGGGGACCCCAGCAAGCAGGACAUCUUGACCAUCUUCAAGCGCCUCCGCUCGGUGCCCACUAACAAGGUGUGUUUUGAUUGUGGUGCCAAAAAUCCCAGCUGGGCAAGCGUAACCUAUGGAGUGUUCCUUUGCAUUGAUUGCUCAGGGUCCCACCGGUCACUUGGUGUUCACUUGAGUUUUAUUCGAUCUACAGAGUUGGAUUCUAACUGGUCAUGGUUUCAGUUGCGAUGCAUGCAAGUCGGAGGAAACGCUAGUGCAUCUUCCUUUUUUCAUCAACAUGGGUGUUCCACCAAUGACACCAAUGCCAAGUACAACAGUCGUGCUGCUCAGCUGUAUAGGGAGAAAAUCAAAUCGCUCGCCUCUCAAGCAACACGGAAGCAUGGCACUGAUCUGUGGCUUGAUAGUUGUGUGGUUCCACCUUUGUCCCCUCCACCAAAGGAGGAAGAUUUUUUUGCCUCUCACGUUUCUCCUGAGGUGAGUGACACAGCGUGGGCAUCAGCAAUAGCGGAACCAUCUUCUUUAACAUCAAGGCCUGUGGAAACCACUUUGGGAAAUAAUGAAGGUGGACAAGAGCAAGGACCAAGUGUGGAAGGUCUUAAUGUACCAACAAAGGCUACUUUAGAGGUAUCCUCUAUCAUAAAAAAGAAACCAAAUCAAGCUAAAAAAGGCCUUGGGGCCAAAAAAGGAAGUUUGGGAGCUCAGAAAGUGGCAAACACAUGCUUUAAUGAAAUUGAAAAACAAGCUCAAGCUGCGGAUAAAAUGAAGGAGCAGGAAGACCUGGCCAAGGCGGUACCUAAAGAAGAAUCAAUUGUUUCAUCAUUACGAUUAGCCUAUAAGGAUCUUGAAAUUCAAAUGAAGAAAGACGAAAAGAUGAACAUUAGUGGCAAAAAAAAUGUUGACUCAGACAGACUUGGCAUGGGAUUUGGAAAUUGCAGAAGUGGUAUUUCACAUUCAGUGACUUCAGAUAUGCAGACCAUAGAGCAGGAAUCACCCAUCAUGGCAAAACCAAGAAAAAAGUAUAAUGAUGACAGUGACGAUUCAUAUUUUACUUCGAGCUCAAGGUACUUUGACGAGCCAGUGGAGUUAAGGAGCAGUUCGUUCUCUAGCUGGGAUGACAGUUCAGAUUCCUAUUGGAAAAAAGAGACCAGCAAAGAUACUGAAACAGUUCUGAAAACCACAGGCUAUUCAGACAGACCUACUGCUCGCCGCAAGCCAGAUUAUGAGCCAGUUGAAAAUACAGAUGAGGCCCAGAAGAAGUUUGGCAAUGUCAAGGCCAUUUCAUCAGAUAUGUAUUUUGGAAGACAAGCCCAGGCUGAUUAUGAGACCAGGGCCCGCCUAGAGAGGCUGUCGGCAAGUUCCUCCAUAAGCUCGGCUGAUCUGUUCGAGGAGCAGAGGAAGCAGCCAGCAGGGAACUACAGCCUGUCCAGCGUGCUGCCCAACGCCCCCGACAUGGCGCAGUUCAAGCAGGGAGUGAGGUCCGUUGCUGGAAAACUCUCCGUCUUUGCUAAUGGAGUCGUGACUUCAAUUCAGGAUCGCUACGGUUCUUAAUACUGAAGUCAUGAUGUGUAUUUCCUGGAGAAAUUCCUCUUUAAAUGAACAAGUAACCACAUCUCAGGCGGCAGUGAAGACCAGAUAGUUUUGCAGAUUGUUUUGCUACUUUUUCAUAUGGUAUAUGUUUCUGAUUUUUAAUAUUUCUUUUGAGAAAUUCUGAGUUCUGAUGUAGAAGCUUUCCUGUGAUUGCUUUUUCUCGUUCCUUCCUGUCACACCCUCCUUUUGGCGUCUCUGUGUAUAUCCUUGCUUUAUUUUCUUGGAACUUUUGGUUUCAACACUGAGGGCCUGGAGACCUCGGCUCCUCCUGCUCCUGAACCAGGAGGCUUCAUGUGGGGGAGGAGGAGAGGUCUCCAUGUGACACAUGGGCUCAGGGCUGCCAGAAUCAGCGGAUGCUGGAUGGGCCUGCAGAAACAAUACUCAUCACACACUUCCUUCAAAAGACCAAAAGUGACUGGUGUCUCAUGUGACAGAUUGCUUCAUUAUGUUUCUACAUAGUAAGGGGACUGCCAAAUAAUAUUUGAAGUCAUCUGUCUCUUUGUAAAUUAUUUUAUAUGACCUAUAAAUUUAAAAAUAUUUUUCAGUGAGUGCUUUUAACAAACUUAAGCUUCUGCCCUUCCAAGGGAAUUAAUGUUAUUUUGUGAAAGGUGUUGCUGUUUGAAUUGAUGAGAAAUGGAAAAUGAGAACUCCUUAAGAGUUCUCAUAAUAAAUCAUCUCAUCACAAAUCAAUACGGUAUACAGAGUUAAAGUGGAAUGAGGUAAGAAGAUACAGCUACAGAAAAUAGUUCCGUGUAUGGGAGAACAGUCAUUGUAAUUGGGUAGUUUUGUUAAUAUUUUUAAAUCUUGCUUUUCAGAAAUUACCGAAUGUGUAUAAACAAAUAAAGAAAAAUAAUUUAGCUGUGUUUUAGACAGCAUUAGAAUAUAUUGUUCAGCACAGUAAAAUAUAUUUGAAAUUUGAUAAGCCAAAAAUGUGGUUUUGAAUGAAUAUUUUGUGAAUCUUUCUUAAAAGCUCAAAUUUGUAGACUUCUAAACAGAAUAAACACUUGGAGCAGA